AUGCAGUCUGCAAAUCGUAACAACUUCUUCGAAACAGAUGCUGUACACGUCGAACGUGAACGCAAAGCCGCAAAGGCCGGCAAUAAGAAUGGAGAUCCUAUAGUCAUGAAAUCAAAGAUUUUGGCUGCUGUUCCAGACCCUGCUUCGCCUCUUACUUCCAUAUUCAUUGCCGAAUCUGCUGGUGCUGUCCGCCGAGUCAAUCUCGAGACCUCGGAGACAAAAAUGACAUACCGGGGCCCAACAGCACCUGUAACUUGCGUUGCAAUAGGGACUCAAGGGAACAAGACAGUGUUCGCUGGUUCGUGGGACAAGGACAUCUGGUCAUGGGAUAUUGAAACCGCAAAGCCUGGUCGCAAGUUUAGUGGCCAUACAGAUUUCGUAAAGACCAUUCUUUGUGCAACUGUCUCAGGCAAGCAGAUCCUCAUCAGUGGAGGCGCCGACAAGAAGAUGUUUGUCUGGGACGUUGAGUCAGGCAAGCGGCUACAUACCCUGCAGGAUCCCACCACGACAAUGCUUGCCGUUCAACACCUUGCCAUCGAUCCUGUACUCAGCGAUGCCAGCACUCUUGUCUUUGCGAGUGCAAGCAGCGACCCGCAUAUCCGAAGAUGGAAGAUCACCCUGGACAGCUACGAGCAGCUGCCCGAAUCUUUCUCCGACCGCCCUGAUGCUGAGCGACUCACCAUCCAAGAACAUGAGACCAGCAUCUACCGACUUGUCUACGACCAAACGAGUGACGACGUAGAUCUGUGGACUGCCAGUGCUGACGGAACAGUGAAGUGUCUGGCCCGUUCAAGAAACUUCGUUGCCGAUGAUACGUUCACACACGGGGACUAUGUACGAGGUGUUCUCGUAACAGACCAGUGGGUCAUCACGGCUGGUCGCAAUGAGGAUGUCAAGGUCUGGGAUCGCUCAUCUGGCAAGCUAUACUGCACAUUGGUUGGCCACUACGAGGAGGUUACCGACAUCGUCUUGCUACAGAGUUCCGAAGGCACCCCGCGUAAGGUCUGUAGUGUCAGUAUUGAUGGCACUAUCCGUACAUGGCCACUUGCCAAGUCUGAGCUUGACGAAGUCGUUGUUAAGAUCCAAAAGGCUGCUGAGCCUAAGGAGGAGGAGAAAGAGGAGCAAGAAAAGAACGGCAGCGCAUUGACUGCCCAGGAAGAGGCUGAGCUCGCAGAACUCAUGGACGAUUAG
Molecule: messenger RNA, 1191 nt
Organism: Fusarium sp. VM40
Lineage: Eukaryota; Fungi; Ascomycota; Sordariomycetes; Hypocreales; Nectriaceae
Source: the annotation of a GenBank genome assembly